CCCUGUUUGCGGCUGCGCGCGCUCCUCUUCGUCUGGGACUUCGGCCUCGGUCCUGGGGACGAACGUCGAGCGCCUGCUGUGUGCGCUGGGCUGUGCGAGGACCCGCGAGCCGGAGGGCCUGGCGAGUUCCGAAGGUCCAGACCGCCUUAGCCCGGGAGCGCGGCGGCGGCACGUGCAAAGGUGGCGGGAGCGAUGGCGCCCCUCGGGGAAGGGGGCGAUGACCCCGUGCUGCCAGACCUGCCCCGGGGGCCCCUGGAUGCGGCCCGCGCCCGCGCCUCCUUCCCCUGGAAGGAACUGGCGCUGUUCUGGGAAGGGCCGGACAUGCUGCGCUUCAAGAAGAGCAUCUUCUCGGCUCUGGAGAACGACCCCCUCUUCGCCCAUCCCCCCGGCAGUCUCUCGCUGGAGAAGUACCGGGAACUGAACUUCCUGCGCUGCAAGCGGGUCUUUGAAUACGACUUCCUCCGCGUGGAGGACUUGCUGGGGAGCCCGCAGAGGGUCCUGGCGCUGAUCCAGUGCCUGGGCAUGUACGACUGGUCCCUGGCCACCAAGUUCUUCCUGCACACGCUGACCUUUGGAUCAGCGAUCUACAGCUCUGGUUCUGAAAGGCAUUUCAAAUAUCUUCCGAAGAUCUUCAGUAUGGAGAUUUUUGGAUGUUUUGCUCUGACUGAAGUGAGUCACGGGAGUAAUACCAAGGCCAUGCGGACGACGGCUCACUACGACCCCACCACUGAGGAACUCAUCAUACAUUCCCCUGAUUUCGAAGCCGCCAAGUUCUGGGCUGGGAACAUGGGAAAGACGGCUACGCACGCGGUGGUGUUUGCUCAGCUGUACACGCCGGGGGGCCAGUGCCACGGGCUGCACCCCUUUGUCGUGCAGAUUCGGGACCCGAAGACCCUUCUUCCCAUGCCAGGGGUGAUGGUUGGCGACAUCGGAAGGAAGCUUGGACAGAACGGUCUGGACAACGGAUUUGCCAUGUUCCACAAGGUCAGGAUUCCUCGCCAGGACCUGCUGAACCGCUCAGGAGAUAUCACCCCCGAGGGCACCUACGUCACCCAUGUUAAGGACGCCAGGCAGCACUUCAGCGAGUCCCUGGGCAGCCUGUCCUCCGGCCGGGUCGCCAUCGCGGGCAUGUCCGUCGUGAACCUAAAGCUGGCCGUGUCCAUAGCUCUGCGUUUCUCGGCCACCAGGCGUCAGUUCGGACCAACAGACCAGGAGGAAGUGCCGGUGCUGGAGUAUCCGAUGCAGCAAUGGCGCUUACUUCCGUACCUGGCCGCGGCCUACGCCUUGGACCACUUUUCCAAAUCGCUCUUCCUGGAUCUGGUGGAGCUUCAGCAAGGCCUUCUGGGGAAAGACCGGAGCGCCAGGCAGGCAGAGCUGGGACGCGAGAUCCACGCCUUGGCGUCGGCCGGCAAGCCCCUGGCCUCGUGGACGGCCCAGCGCGCAAUCCAGGAGUGCCGGGAGGCGUGCGGAGGGCACGGCUAUCUGGCCGUGAACCGUCUGGGAGACCUCAGAGAUGACAACGACCCGAACUGCACGUACGAAGGCGACAACAACGUCCUGCUGCAGCAGACCAGCAACUACCUGCUUGGCCUGCUGGUGCGCCGGGACCAAGGCGGUGCCCGCAUCGAGAGCCCACUGAAGACCGUGGACUUUCUGGAAGCCUAUCCCAACAUCCUUGGCCACAGGUUCGAGGGUUCCAGCCCCGAGGACUGCCUGGACUCCUCAGUCCCGCUGGCGGCGUACGAGUGGUUGGUCUGUUACCUGCUCCGCGAGAGCCACCAGAAAUUAAAUCAAGAGAAACAAUCGGGAAGCAACGACUUUGAAGCAAGAAACAACUGCCAGGUGUACUGCUGCCGCCCGUUGGCCCUGGCAUUCCUGGAGCUCACGGUCGUGCGGAGGUUCCACGAGCACGUGCACCAGCCCCACGUGCCACCCUCGCUGCGGGCUGUGCUUGGCCGGCUCAGCGCUCUCUACGCCCUGUGGGCCCUGAACCAGCACACGGCCCUGCUCUACCGAGGUGGCUACUUUUCUGGUGAACAAGCAGGUAAAAUGGUGGAGAACGCCAUCCUGGCCCUGUGUGCCCAGCUGAAAGGUGACGCUGUCGCCCUGGUCGAUGUGAUGGCCCCUCCUGACUUCAUCCUGGACUCACCGAUAGGCAGAGCUGACGGCGAGCCCGCACGUGGCUCCCAAGCUCCGCCCCUCCCCCUCCUCCCCACGCUCCACAACGAUGGCUUAAAAAGCAGACCUUGUCAGACAGCUGCUCGGGUGGAGCCCUGCACCUGCACCUGCCCCACACCUGAAACAGCACCCACAUCCCUUCCUGCGUCCCCAGCCCACGCGGCCUGACCUCUGCCCGGUUCUCCAAGGUCAUUUCACGCCCCGCCCCUCCCACCCUCUGGACUAAAGUCUCGCUGUCCUCCUGUUUCUCCGGCGUACUGGGCUCAUUCCCACCCCAGGGCCUUUGCACCUGUGUUCCUGUUGCCGGAGCGCUUCUGUUCAUGCUAAGCGGAUGCCGCCUCUUCGGAGAGCUCUUCUCUGGCCGCCAGCUGAAGUGCCCCCGCCCGAGAGUGGCCCCACUUUGUCCUGCCCUGGGACCCUCACGGUGCCCGCAGGCAUCCCUGCCUGACCUCCUCCACCACGUGGAGAUGCCCGUGCUGGACGACACCCACGGGUCUGCUCAGUGCUUCCCACUACCUGUGGGCGGUGGUCCCUGUGUUUCCAUGGAGACGUGGCGUUUCAAAGUGCUGAAGUCACGUGCUGAGGUCCCAGGGCUGUCGUGUUCUUUCUGCUGAGACUUCUGCUGACCCAGGAGACUGAACGUAGGGUGCUAGGAACCCUCCGUCUGUCCCCAGGGGACACUGCCAUCAGUCUGGGGGGUGGGGCAGGCGCCUGGACCUCUGACCAGCCCGGGCCACACCUGGGGUUGGGACGG
Molecule: messenger RNA, 2932 nt
Organism: Kogia breviceps (pygmy sperm whale)
Lineage: Eukaryota; Metazoa; Chordata; Mammalia; Artiodactyla; Physeteridae
Source: RefSeq, a predicted model, not a curated record